This is a messenger RNA of Aureococcus anophagefferens, 1011 nucleotides long. RefSeq lists its product as hypothetical. The coding region runs from base 1 to 1011 and encodes 336 amino acids. NCBI's taxonomy places the organism in Eukaryota, Pelagophyceae, Pelagomonadales, Pelagomonadaceae. The record is from RefSeq and is a predicted model, not a curated record. The transcript has 6 exons.
AUGAUCCGAAGCAUCGAUCUCCAUCGGCCAAGGUCGGCCACCCUUAAUAAGCUGAUUUUUAUGGAACCAACCGGACGCACUCGGGAAGACGAGAAACGGGGUAACAUCAGAUGGUACUUCUUCGGUCGGGCGUACAAGUCCUUCAGCCUCAAGAAGGCAUCUAGAUGUUCCGGAUCCAUAUUAAAGCGUGUUGCCUUCCUGAAAAUGACCGACUCGACCGAGAUUUGCGUGAAUUUUGAGCUGUGGGUCGACGCCCAUGUCCUCAAAUGCACAACUGUUCGGUGGUAUGAACGCGUGAUAUGUGCGCACACGGCGGCCGGGCAAUCUUUAUUCGCUAAGGACGCUCGCGUCUAUCGUCUAGGGCGGCUUAGACGAUGGUUCUUGCACAAGCUUACCGACGGUAACGCGGCGCAUGCGGUGAACAUAAUGACCACCGCGUUGCGUUACAUUCCUCAAAGUAAUUUCGAGGUGCGGCCGAAUCCAUUCGGUUCUUACGGUGGCUCCCUUGACUUUGUUGGUGCUCCCUAUGGUCUGGAGCCUGGUGCACUUCGUGCUGCUUCUGAUGAGAUUGUGCGCAACUGGGAUAAUGUGGAGAUUCGUAUAAAACAAUUUUGGCACGGCUUCGAGUACGGUGUGCUACAAGACGAGGAUGCGGAUGCGUUUCCUGCUCACGGCGAGCGCGGGAAUCGAAAUUGUUUCCAUGUCUUCGGCAAUUCUGCACACAUUCUAGAACGUGUCCGUGUGCUCGGGUUUCAUUUGACACUCAUGGGCUCCGGCGUGCUCCGGCAGUCUUCAGAACACGCAUGUUUUGAGGAGCAUCUCGAUCUACACAAUGCCAAUGAUGUCGCCAUAAUCUGUGUUCUUUCUAGAAGUGAUACUCACGAUGAAAGUGAAGAUGCGGAAGAGUACGCUCAGGAAAAAAGUGGAGUUCACAUCCGGACGUUACCUUUGUCUCAAACAUGUCCCAAAGUACGUUUUUCAUGGUUGUGUGUUGUGAUGGAACUUUUGUAG